AUGUACUCGCUGGUGACGCGCCUACCCGCGCCGCUCAGCCGUCUGGUGACACGAGCGAGCCUGCGCCGCGCCGGCGACGUGUGUCCCCUCCCCGAGUCGAUGCCCGAGCUGCUCUCGCUGGCCGAGGGCGACCGCGAGCAGCUGGCGGCGUCAGUCGCGGCGCACCUGCGGCGCGGUGGCGUGGCGGCGCUGCCCACCGACACUGUGUACGGCCUGGCCGCGCUGGCACAGGACGCCGGUGCCGUGGCCCGUCUGUACACCAUCAAACGGCGCUGCGAGCUGAAACCGAUCGCCAUCUGCGUGUCUCGCCCGGAGGAGAUCGGCCGCUGGGCGCACGUCACCGCCCCGGAGGCGCUGCUGCACGACCUGCUGCCCGGACCGGUGACGCUCGUGUUUCGACGCACGCCGGCGCUCAACGGUGAGCUGAACCCGCACACGGAGCUGGUGGGCGUGCGUGUGCCUGACCAUCCUUUUUUGUUGGACCUAGUAUCGCGCUGCGGCGGACCUCUAGCUCUGACCAGUGCUAAUCUGAGCGGUCGUCCCAGCCCACUGCGUGCGGACGAGUUCUCGGAGCUGCACAACCAGCUCGCCUGUGUGGUGGACGGAGGUACGCUGGGCGACAGUCCGCUGGCCAGGCUAGGCAGUACUGUGGUCGACCUGUCACAGGCAGGCACGUUUCAUAUCGUGCGAGCCGGCAGUGCCGAGUGGGCCACGCGCCGCGUGCUAGAGGACCGCUACGGCUGGAAGGAGCGGCUCUAA
Molecule: messenger RNA, 759 nt
Organism: Amphibalanus amphitrite
Lineage: Eukaryota; Metazoa; Arthropoda; Thecostraca; Balanomorpha; Balanidae
Product: yrdC domain-containing protein, mitochondrial-like
Exons: 1
Coding region: 1-759 (252 amino acids)
Biological process (GO): regulation of translational fidelity
Cellular component (GO): cytoplasm
Molecular function (GO): double-stranded RNA binding; tRNA binding; nucleotidyltransferase activity
Source: RefSeq, a predicted model, not a curated record